This is a messenger RNA of Peromyscus eremicus (cactus mouse), 1254 nucleotides long. RefSeq names its product enoyl-CoA delta isomerase 2-like. NCBI's taxonomy places the organism in Eukaryota, Metazoa, Chordata, Mammalia, Rodentia, Cricetidae. The record is from RefSeq and is a predicted model, not a curated record. The transcript has 9 exons. Bases 141 to 1097 code for a protein of 318 amino acids.
CAUGAGGCCCUUAGUUUCACUUACAGAAUCCGCCCCUGCCCAGCCCCUCUCACCGGUUCCAGCCUGUCUUAAGCGUCAGGGCUCAGUGUUCCCUCAACACUGGCCUUAGCUUCCGUGACCUGGAGACCGGCGCGGUGCUGAUGUCCGAGGCCACAGAAAGACCCUGUAAUAUGCCUAAACCAGUUCUGUUUGAUGUUGACAAUAAUGCCAAGCGGGACAGAUGGAAGGAAACUGCCAGGCAGAGCCAUGCGGAUCUGGUGUCCAGUCUGAGUCCCUCAUCUAAAGCUUCUAGCCAGGGAAAGUGUGGAGCCGAUGAAAAAGUCCAGGUGUCUAAGGACAUUGUGGUGACCUCUGAAGAUGGCAUCACGAAGAUUGUGUUCAAUCGACCCACCAAAAAGAAUGCCAUAACUUUACAGAUGUAUCAAGACAUUAAGCUUGCACUUAAAAAUGCCAGCACCGAUAACUCAGCCAUAACUGUUUUCACAGGAACUGGUGACUACUACUGCAGUGGGAAUGAUCUUACUAACUUGAUUGAUGCCACCGGUGAAAUACAGGAGGUAGCUAUAAAGACUGCUAUGGCACUGAGGGAAUUUGUAAGCUGUUUUAUAGACUUUCCCAAGCCUCUGGUUGCAGUAGUAAAUGGCCCAGCUGUGGGAAUUGCUGUCACUCUUCUGGGACUAUUUGAUGCUGUCUAUGCAUCUGACAAGGCAACAUUUCAUACUCCAUUCAGCCACCUCGGCCAGGGCCCAGAAGCAUGCUCCUCCUACACUUUUCCAAAGAUAAUGGGCUCAGCAAAGGCAACUGAGAUGCUUCUCUUUGGGAAGAAGCUCACAGCAAGAGAGGCUUGGGCUCAAGGCCUUGUCACUGAAGUUUUUCCAGAAAGCACCUUUGAGAACGAAGUCUGGACCAGGCUGAAAGCAUAUGCGAAGCUCUCGCCAAACGCAAUGAAAAUUUCCAAAGAGCUAAUGAGAAAAAAUGAGAAACAAAAUCUCCAUGAUGUUAAUGCUGUAGAGUGUGCUGUGAUCCCGGAAAGGAUGGCAUCAGAAGAAUACUCAAAUGCACUCAUGAACUUCAUGUCCAGAAAAGCAAAGCUGUGAAGACCACCACAGCAGUUAGACCUCUCAGAGGAAGGAUGUGCUGCAAUUCUGGUUUAGGGUCCUUGAACUACACACACUUCACUGUGUCUUUUUCUUUACUAACAUAGCAGUUAUGGGAAUGUCCCAGUCAUGACAAAUAAAAACUUCCAUAAAACAA